AUGAAUCAGUUAUCGCCCGAAAGCAUUCUGGGCAACGUCCAGGCGAGCAUUGCCGCAAAUGGUCACUUCGAAUUCAAUGAAUCACCUAAAGAAAAAAGUAUAUACGGCAAUUCCAUCUACGUGCCGAGCAUACCGGGUGUCAUCCAGAAAUUCGGCGUCUCAACCACUUUAGCCAUCUCGCCCAUCUCAUUCUAUUGUCUAGGCCAGGUUCUUGGGCCCCCAAUCACCGCCUCACUUUCAGAAUUCUUUGGGAGAAAAUGGAUCAUGCGAGUGUCAAUCCCAACGGCACUGCUUUUUACCGCGAUAGGGGGUUCGGCCAAGAACUUCGAAACCCUAGUUAUCUGCCGAUUCCUAUCCAGCCUCGCCAUCUCUCCGGCGGGCACAGUGAGUGUUGGGAUCGUGAAUGAUAUGUGGGACGUUGCCUUGUCCAAAACGGGCACCUUGCUGGCCUUGGUAAUUGCGCUGAUGAACCUCCUUCCGGCUGCAAUUGGACCAUCUACGGGCGCUGCUCUCGUUGCGACAACAGACGAUUGGCGAUGGACCUUCUGGCUCAAUGCGAUUCUUCUUGCUUUUAUCGUCUUAUUGACUUUCCCAGUCCCAGAGACAUACUACCCAUUUAUUGCCAAGAAGAACACGACGAGGGACAUAGAGAAGAACGACACGGGUCUGACUACUGCUCCAAUGGGCUACAAGCAUACCUUACGAGUAGCAUUCGCACGUCCAUUGCAUAUGAUGCUCGAACCAAUCGUCAUUCUGACAUCCCUAGCCUGUGCGAUUCUCCAGGCCAUUCUGUUCUGCUGGUAUAUUGCUUACCCUGUCAUCUUUGAGCGGGUCUAUCGAUUCUCCGAGAGAGAGCAGGGGUUGGCUUUUCUCCCAAUUUUAGGUGGAAACAUCCUCGGUGUCUUCACGAUCGGUAUUUGCGAUAAAUUGAAGUAUCAGAAGACCCGUGAAAUCGCCGUGCAGACAGGUGCACGAGUUGAGCCUGAGUUGAGACUGUACCCGGCGUGCGUUGGAAGCAUCACUGCCCCCAUUUCGAUUUUUUGGCUUGCCUGGACUGCGAAAUCCCAAAUUCAUUGGAUUGUUCCCAUGUUGUCCGGAGUUCUGUUUGGACUCAGUCAUGCUACUAUAGCUAUGACAUAUACAAUCUACAAAAAUGAUAUCUAUGGGGCUGACUACGGUGCAUCAGCUUUCGCAGGCGAGGUGAUGCUUCGGUAUCUUUUUUCAGCUGCAACCCCGUUGUUCUGGGUGCAGGCAAUGAACUCUCUGCAUAUCAAUUGGUCAACGAGUCUGCUUGGAUUUAUCAGCCUGUUCCUCGUUCCACUACCAUUGAUAUUUUUUCGGUACGGUCCCUAUCUGCGGUCCAAAAGCAAGUACGUGCCUGCCGAGCCCCGGGAAUGA
Molecule: messenger RNA, 1398 nt
Organism: Penicillium cataractarum
Lineage: Eukaryota; Fungi; Ascomycota; Eurotiomycetes; Eurotiales; Aspergillaceae
Product: MFS general substrate transporter
Exons: 4
Coding region: 1-1398 (465 amino acids)
Biological process (GO): transmembrane transport; spermine transport; spermidine transport
Molecular function (GO): spermidine transmembrane transporter activity; spermine transmembrane transporter activity
Source: RefSeq, a predicted model, not a curated record